Molecule: messenger RNA, 1128 nt
Organism: Panicum virgatum (switchgrass)
Lineage: Eukaryota; Viridiplantae; Streptophyta; Magnoliopsida; Poales; Poaceae
Product: isoflavone 3'-hydroxylase-like
Exons: 3
Coding region: 1-1128 (375 amino acids)
Molecular function (GO): iron ion binding; heme binding; oxidoreductase activity, acting on paired donors, with incorporation or reduction of molecular oxygen
Source: RefSeq, a predicted model, not a curated record
AUGGAGAUCUCACAAACCUUGCUUUUAUCCUUCCUCCUCCUCUUCAUCACAUGGCUACUCCUGCAAUCUUCAACUGGCAAGAACACGUGCGGCGGGAACGGCCAUGGCCGGCACGGCAUCCCUAGCCCGCCGGCGCGCCCCGUCGUCGGCCACCUCCACCUUCUGAAGAAGCCGCUGCACCGCUCCCUCGCCGCGCUCGCCACCCGCUACGGCGACGGCGCCGGCCUCCUCCUCCUCCGCUUCGGCGCGCGGCCGGUCCUCCUCGUCUCCUCCCCGGCCGUCGCGCGCGAGUGCUUCACCGCCCACGACGUCGCGCUCGCGGGCCGCCCGGCGGGGCUCGCGUCGCGGCGGCUGCUCCCGGACGACUGCCCCACCAUCGCCACCGCCAGCUACGGCCCGCUCUGGCGCCAGCUCCGCCGCCUCGCCACCGUGCACGCGCUCUGCGCGCACCGCCUGGACGCCACCGCCGCCGCGCGCGACGCCGGGGCGCGCGCCAUGGCGGCGAAGCUCUGGCGCGCUGGGCCAGGUAGUGCGGUCGCCGUAAAGGCGACGGCGUACGAGUUCGUCAUCAACCUCAUCAUGGCCAUGGUCGCCGGCAAGCGCAUGCGGCCGGAAGAGGUGCUUCGGUUCAAGGCGAUGACGGAGGCGGCGCACGCGGCGACGGGGGCCGCAAACCGGCACGACUUCAUUCCGGCGCUGCGGCUGCUGGACUUGGGGCGGACGGCGAGGAAGCUCGCCGCCCUCGCCAAGGAGCGCCACCAGUUCGGCCAGAGCCUCAUCGACGACUACAAGCGCCGUCGUCGUCAUCCUACUAGCAGCGCCUCCGAGCCCGAGACGCCGAGGACGGUGGUCGGCGACCUGCUCCGGGAGCAGGAGCGGUCGCCGGAGUCGCUCGACGACGUGGUCAUCCGCACCGUCUGCCUGAGCUUGUUGCCAGCAGGAACAGAUACAUCAUCCAGCACGAUCGAGAGGGCGAUGGCUCUCCUGCUCAACAACCCGGCCGCGCUCAAGGCAGCAGCGCCACAGAUCAUCUCCACUGUGGGCACUACUCGGCUGCUCCAGGAACCCGACCUUGCCAACCUGCCCUACCUCCGGGGCAUCGUCGCCGAGACCAGAGGGGGUGAAUGA